AUGGCUCUCUCACGCAUCAAAAACCGUCUCUCAUCAUCAACGGCACCUGCACCGCCUCCCUCUCCAAUGCAAAACUCUGCUAGAGCUGGAAACCGCAACGAACAAGCUUUCAGCACUUAUUUGGAUAAGAUGAAACAUAUGCCGGAUCUUAAUCUUCCUGAAUAUGUAAACAGGUCAAUGAUUGCAGACGUUGACUACCGGUUAAUUAAAAGCAAGGACCGGAAUUCAAUUAGCGAGGUAAUGAGAUCUGCUAUAAAGUAUGGUGUGUUUAGGAUUAGUGGGCAUGGGAUAUCGACUGAAGAGUUACAUCAAGCGUUUACUGAAGCGGAUUUUUGCUUUGGAUUGUUGGCUAAUCAAUGGAGUCGUGAUGGUGAUCGAGAAGAGUUUCAAUGGUCUCGAUCUGCCCUUUCUAUGGCAGAACGUAGAAGAGAAGUUGCUCGUGAGGACAGAUUUGUCAAGUUCAGCCAAAAGAUGGAGAAUCUUGCAAGUAAACUUGAAGCAAUCGCAGAUGAGGCUGCCAAGAUCAUAGGAAGCCAUGGAAACAAAAGAUCUCGGAAAAAAAUUAAGGAAAAUGAAGCUCGAAUGACACUGUUCAAGCACAAUAACUCGGCUCUUCAACCUCACACCCCACGCUCUUCCCAAACUCCUCGUGCAGAUGGCAAAAAAGACUCAACUUCGCCCGUUAUCGUUUAG
Erigeron canadensis is the source of this 693-nucleotide messenger RNA. RefSeq lists its product as uncharacterized. The record is from RefSeq and is a predicted model, not a curated record. The transcript has 3 exons. Lineage: Eukaryota; Viridiplantae; Streptophyta; Magnoliopsida; Asterales; Asteraceae. The coding region runs from base 1 to 693 and encodes 230 amino acids.